Asparagus officinalis (garden asparagus) is the source of this 1837-nucleotide messenger RNA. RefSeq names its product protein PHOSPHATE STARVATION RESPONSE 1-like. The transcript is spliced from 8 exons. Bases 227 to 1453 code for a protein of 408 amino acids. Lineage: Eukaryota; Viridiplantae; Streptophyta; Magnoliopsida; Asparagales; Asparagaceae. The record is from RefSeq and is a predicted model, not a curated record. Gene Ontology annotation, molecular function: DNA binding; DNA-binding transcription factor activity.
UCGCAAAAGAUCUUACGAAUCCCACACCUUCAUCCACCCUCUUCCACCUCUCCCCGCAUUUACCUCUCGUCCCCCAAUUCCCAGUUCCUUCACCCGCUCUCUAGGGUUUUGAAUUCAGCAGAUAUGAAACUACCAAAUUGCGCAGCAAUUUCUUGACUUGCUUCAACCAUAGUUAUCCUGUUCAUCCGACCACUUCCCGAGCUUUCGGGUUUUCAACAGGUUUUUGAUGGGAAGAGAGAUGGGAAGCAAUAAUAUGGCCCAUCCUUACGCUUCCCUUUUCUCCGAUGAUGCAGUUUGCGGACCUAUGCUUUCAUCAGCUCAAGGAUAUUCACCAGAUUUUCAUUUCCCUUCUAUUCCACCUCAAGGGAUGCCUUCGUUUGAUCCUUCAUUUAUUUCUCACCCAUCCGAUGAUGUUCUUCUGCCUUCAAUGCAUUCUCCAUGUUUAGGGACACGUCAACCUUCAAUAAGUUUUCCUAAAGAAAACAGCGAAAGUUGGUGCCCAGAUUCUAGUCAAUACAUUCAUUCUGGAGAUGCUCAAAUCCAAAGCAUCUGCAAUAUGACCUCAGAUGUCCCUCUUAGUCAUGAAGAAUGGCCAGAGUUCUCGGAAAUUGAUGAUGAUUUGCAAGCGCUUCUUAAUAUCACAGACACCACUGAACUUCAGCCUAAGGCUUUAUGUGUAGCAGACAACUCCCAGAAAGUUCCAGUCCAGAAUAAGCAAGUACAGCAAGCCAUUCCUUCUAAUUCCGGGCAGCUUACUGUUGUCAGUAAUCCUUCAUCUUCUUGUACUGCUGGUGCAACCAAGAGCCGCAUGAGAUGGACUCCAGAACUCCAUGAUUCUUUUGUUGAAGCUGUUAAUCAACUUGGUGGUAGUGAAAAAGCUACUCCUAAAGGUGUGCUGAAGCUCAUGAAAGUUGAAGGUUUAACCAUAUACCAUGUGAAAAGCCAUCUGCAGAAAUACAGAACAGUUCGGUACAGACCAGAAUCUACUCAAGAUAAAUCAGAGGAUGAGACUACUUCUGCUGAGAGAAUUCCAUCUGUAAGCCUAAAAAAGGAUUUUGGGCUUUCUGAAGCAUUGCGUAUGCAGAUGGAAGUGCAGAAGCAACUUCAUGAGCAACUUGAGAUACAGAGGAAUUUACAGUUGAAGCUUGAAGAACAAGGGAGGUAUCUUCAAAAGAUGCUAGAACAGCAGUGCAAAGCUGAUGGAGAAACACCAAAGACAUCUUCAACAUUGAACGCUGUUCACACCGCGACUUCAAAUGUGAUUUCUUCUGAAAAAGAUGAUUCUGAGCCAAGGAAUGUGUCCAUAUCUUUAGAAUCAAGAGAAAGCUCUCAACGAGUGGGAGACAAGCAGAAUUUGCUCAAGAUAGAAUCUCAUGCGGAUCAAGAAUUUGACCCUUUUGAUGGGUCUCAAUCUCCUCCCAAAAAGAGAGCCAAAGGUGAUAUGAGCAUUUGAUCCUUCACAGUGGCAUUUAUUUCGAGCAAGCUGCUGAUAGUAGUAGGCAGGUUAUUGUGCGGCGUGAUCAAGUAUUCUCGCAUCAAGUUGAUCAUUGUGCCCAGCGAAAAGACUAUGAAUUGCAGAAGAUUGAUACUUCAUGACUGCUUUUAUAAAACUUUUAUGCGUAUAUACUGGUGGUGGGAUAAAUUAUUCCACCCAAUUUAGUAGUACGAAAAUUCGAUGAAAUUUAUGACUUAGACUUGUUUUUUUGACAGUCGGUGGCAAUUGGAGAAACCCGUAUAUGUACAAACUUGAUGUGCCAACUCUUUUGUACUUGGAAGGUAUCUGUUGAUGCUAUCAUGAAUUUUGGUUAAAAUAAACAAAGAGAAUUUGCUGAUUCAA